AUGACGUCUACAGAUGAAAUUUUCGAUAUAGUUAUUGUUGGAUGUGGUCCUGCUGGAAUGGCAGCAGCAAUCGGUUUACAGGCAGUCUCACAAUUAAAAUUUAUUGUACUUGAAGCUCGUAAUCGUGUUGGUGGUCGCGUUAGUACUGAUACAACUACAUUUGGUAUAAAUACACCUAUUGAUUUAGGUGCACAAUGGUUACAUCAUUAUCGCCCUGAAAAUCCUUUAUAUAAAUAUCAUGCAAUAUCUGAAGAUAUUAGUAUUAAUAAUCUUUUUAUUUCACAUUCAUUAACAUCACCAUUUUUUGAUAUUGAUGGCACACGAAUAUCGUCCGAUAAAGUUUAUAAAGCCGAAGCACUUUCUAAACAACUAUGUAAAAUAGUCGAAGAAUCCGCGCUUUCAAUCGAUAAAUCAUUGUUUGAUGCUAUUAAAAGUGAAUAUAUGAAUUAUGAUAAUGAUCCUCAAAUAAAAAGAUUACUUGAUUUAUUUCUUGGCAUUAUUGAACAAUAUGAAGGAUCCAAUCUUGAUCAACUAUCAGCUAAAUCGUUUUUUAAAUCCGAUAAUGGUUUUCCCGAAUGUAAUUUAUCUUUGCCAAAUGGCUUUGGUACUUUUAUUGAAAAAGUUGUUCAACAUCAUCAAUUACCUGUUGAACUUAAUUGUAUUGUUACUCGUAUAGAUACUUCAUCAUCGGAUUCAAUUGUUCGAAUAUAUACUAAGGAUGAACGAAUACUUUUAUCUAAAUAUAUUCUUAUUACAAUUUCAAUUGGAUGUUUACAAGCUAGUUCAAUUGAAUUUAUACCAAGUUUACCUGAAUGGAAACAAAAUGCAAUAGAUAUUAUGGGUACAGGACUGGCAAAUAAAAUCUUUUUACAAUUUCCAUUUGUAUUUUGGGAUCCUACAUGGCCUUUAAUAUAUUCUACAUCACCUCGAUUUCGUUUUUUUAUAUGUCGACCUAAUGAUUGUAUACUUCAAAUUAAGCUUGCUGCUCGAACAGCAAUAGAAAUUGAACAAAAAGAUGAUAAAGAAACAAUUGAUGAAGUUAUGGCAUUGUUAAGAACUAUAUUUUCAGAUAGAGAUGUACCUGAACCAACUAAAUUUCUUAUUACAAAAUGGCAUCAAGAUGAAUUUUCAAGAGGUGCUUAUUCUAAUUUUGCUGUUAAUACAGAUAAUCAAACUUUAAUCGAUCUUGCUCGAGAAUGUAACGGUCGUAUACACUGGGCAGGUGAACAUACAAAUCAUGAUGGAUCAAUCGGCUGUGUGGAUAGUGCUUUUGAAAGUGGGCAACGUGAAGCCAAAAAAAUAAUACAAAGAAUAAAAUUAUAG
This is a messenger RNA of Rotaria sp. Silwood1, 1323 nucleotides long. The record is from the annotation of a GenBank genome assembly. Lineage: Eukaryota; Metazoa; Rotifera; Eurotatoria; Philodinida; Philodinidae.